Dalotia coriaria is the source of this 1218-nucleotide messenger RNA. Its product is annotated as mitochondrial coenzyme A diphosphatase NUDT8. Gene Ontology annotation, molecular function: coenzyme A diphosphatase activity. The record is from RefSeq and is a predicted model, not a curated record. The transcript is spliced from 2 exons. Lineage: Eukaryota; Metazoa; Arthropoda; Insecta; Coleoptera; Staphylinidae. The coding region runs from base 374 to 1102 and encodes 242 amino acids.
ACCUUUUGAAAACGUCGAAGCAAAAUUAAAUUCUCGUAGAAAUUAGAUUCAGUGCAACGUGAUAACAGGUAAUUAUAUGCUCCUAGUAUACUCCGUAGCAUGAUUUCCAUAUUCCAUAACCUCCCGAAUAUUUCAUCCACGUAGAUUGUGCGCAAUUCAAAAUUCAAGGACCGACCGAACAUUGCACCUUACCCAGCGCCUCUCAAAUCAAAAGGCAGUUACUAGUCAACUGUGCUGACACGCGUUUGCCUGUCAGCACAAAGACAGACAAUCAAAUUUCGGUGAUGCACAGCUAAAGCACUAGACACAAUAAUUUGAGACCAAAACCGAAUUUGCUACAAAAAUAUAAAAAUUAAUCAAAAUCUGCACCAAGAUGAUGCUUAUGCAAUUCAGUAAGCGUGUCUGCUACAACCAUGGCGGAGUGAUACGCCGCACACUGGUGGAUUACUCCUCAGAGACACUUCUGAGCCCUGACAAUCUCCUGCGAGCUGCUAGUAAGUUUGAAGCCCUUCCUCUGAUCCGCAUGCAGACCACGCCAACCCGACGAAAGGCAGCCGUACUGAUUCCUCUGUGCGAAGUCUCGGACCGUGUGUCCCUGCUGUUCACGCUGCGCACUUCAUCGUUGCGCUCGCACAAAGGUCAGGUGAGUUUCCCCGGUGGCAUGCAGGAUGUGAUGGACAAAACACUGAAAGCCACCGCGUUGCGCGAAACGCGCGAGGAGCUUGGUGUCCUGCCAUCACAGGUGAAGCUCUGGGGCCAAGGCCAGCCGAUUGUCGCACGCGGCGAGACAAGCGUCGUGCCUGUCAUCGGCACCAUCGAGAAAUCGGUGCCGUUGAAUGAGUUGAAUGUGAAUGCGUCUGAGGUACAGAUGGUGUUCACCGUACCUAUUGAAGAGCUUGCCAGACCUGAGAAGGUGCGCUUCACGCAAUUCCGAAGUGGUUUUACAACGCCGUGUUUCUUCGCUGGUGAUAUGCGAAUAUGGGGCCUGACGGGCAUCAUCACGCAUGCUUUUCUCAGGUGUUUUAUCCCCGGUAAUGCGUACCAGCCGAGGAUUCGUUUUGUGUCACCUGUACGCACGAUUGCCAAAGGAGCAUCAGAAUGAAGAGCGCAAACAUUUCUGGUCUCAAAUUAUCUCCUGUGAAGUUUUAUUGAAAAUAUCAACAUGUAAUUACCUGUACAAAAUUAUCCUAGUUUUGUUAUAAAAUCAAACUCAUUUUA